Messenger RNA from Puntigrus tetrazona (Sumatra barb), 2866 nucleotides. RefSeq names its product cystathionine beta-synthase b (gene cbsb). Gene Ontology annotation, cellular component: cytoplasm. The coding region runs from base 149 to 1933 and encodes 594 amino acids. Gene Ontology annotation, molecular function: cystathionine beta-synthase activity; cysteine synthase activity. NCBI's taxonomy places the organism in Eukaryota, Metazoa, Chordata, Actinopteri, Cypriniformes, Cyprinidae. The record is from RefSeq and is a predicted model, not a curated record. The transcript is spliced from 15 exons.
AUGCUGACACCUGAUUGGACGGCGGCGUGACUCUUUAACGCAUGUGAGCAGCUGGCAAGCCGACUUCGUUUCACAUACGGACAGGUCAUCUGUGUAAUCGGACCUCGCCAGCUCCUAACUUCCUCUGUAUCUGAUAGUCAGGUGAACCAUGCCAUCAGUACCCUCUAGUUCAGAGUCCGUCGGGACGGGUCCCGUCUGCCCACACGCUGCCAAAGUGCUCACAAACGGAGAACCUGGCAUCAGCGGAGAUGCUGUUUUGAACGGAAAGGCUGCGCACAAGUUGAGCGUGAAUGAGACAAACGGUCACCAUGUGAAGAAUAUGAGUGUGGAGCACAUUGAGAACGGAUCAGAAGGCAGCAUGGAGAGGAAAUGGAUUCGACCAGAUUUGCCCAGCAGAUGCACCUGGAAACUUGGUGACCCAAAUACAGAGUCGCCCCACAAGCACUUCCAAAGAACAAAGACACCCAGUAUCCUUCCCAACAUUUUAAGCAGGAUUGGAGAGACCCCAAUGGUCCACAUGAACAAGAUACCUAAAGCUUUUGGCCUGAAGUGUGAGCUUUUGGCUAAAUGUGAGUUCUUCAAUGCCGGGGGCAGCGUGAAGGACAGAAUCAGUCUGCGUAUGGUAGAGGACGCUGAGAGAGACGGCAUCCUGAAACCUGGAGACACCAUCAUUGAGCCCACGUCAGGAAACACGGGGAUCGGUCUUGCUCUGGCUGCAGCGGUCAAAGGUUAUCGCUGCAUCAUUGUCAUGCCUGAGAAGAUGAGCAUGGAAAAGGUGGAUGUGCUCCGCGCUCUCGGUGCUGAAAUUGUUCGUACCCCUACCUCAGCCCGGUUUGACUCUCCGGAGUCUCACGUGGGGGUGGCUUGGCGCUUGAAGAACGAGAUCCCUAACGCUCACAUUCUGGACCAGUACCGCAAUCCCAGCAACCCCCUGGCCCACUACGACACCACAGCCGAGGAGAUUCUGGAGCAGUGUGAUGGUAAAAUAGACAUGCUGGUAGCUGGAGCUGGCACUGGAGGCACCAUCACUGGCAUCGCCCGCAAGCUGAAGGAGAAAUGCCCAAAUAUCAAGAUAGUUGGCGUGGAUCCCGAGGGCUCUAUCCUGGCUGAGCCAGAGGAGCUGAAUAAGACUGAUAAGACUCAAUAUGAGGUUGAGGGCAUCGGAUAUGACUUCAUCCCCACUGUUCUGGACAGAUCUGUGGUGGAUAGUUGGUACAAGUCCAACGAUGAGGAGUCCUUUGCCAUGUCUCGGAUGCUCAUCAGAGAGGAGGGUCUUCUGUGCGGCGGUAGUUCAGGCACAGCCAUGGCUGCAGCGGUGCAUGUAGCCAAAGAGCUGAAGGAAGGCCAGCGCUGUGUGGUGAUCCUCCCCGACUCCAUCCGCAACUACAUGUCUAAGUUUCUCAGUGACAAGUGGAUGUGUGAAAAGGGCUUCCUGAGUGCGGAGGACCUAGUUGUCAACAAACCAUGGUGGUGGAAUCUGACUCUACAGGAGCUCCGGCUCUCCGCCCCACUGACUGUGCUGCCUUUAGUGUCCAUUAAAAAGACCAUUCAGAUCCUGAAAGAGAAGGCUUUCGACCAAGCCCCAGUGGUGGACGAGGCCGGGCAGAUUCUGGGCAUGGUCACGUUGGGGAACAUGCUCUCAUCCGUUCUGGCUGGGAAGGUCAGGCCAUCCGAUCCCAUAAAAAAAGUUCUCUACAAACAGUUUAAACAGGUGCGCCUAACUGAUAACCUGGGCAAACUCUCACGUAUCCUUGAGACGGACCAUUUCGCCCUCGUUGUGCACGAACAGAUUCAGUACAUGAGCGACGGCUCUCCAAAGAUGAGGCAGAUGGUGUUUGGGGUGGUGACGGCCAUCGAUCUGCUGAACUACGUGGCCACUCGUGAGAGGAGGGAACGCUCGCUGUCCGAGUGCUCGCUGUCAGAAGAGCAGUGAACAGACAGGACCUGAAAUCACCACGCUGGGGUGUCCUUUCUUUUUCCACAUCAUUUAUGACUUUAUUUCUCUGCAAGUGGUAUGCUCCAUGUCAAUGAAGAGUUAUGCUUUUAUAAGAGCCAGUCAAUAUAGAUUUACUGCAUGUUCUUGUUUAAUCUCAUUGUUUUACAUUUUAGCUUUGUUAGCCGGUCAGCACAAUGAUAUAACAUCACAGGUCAGUCAGUCAGCAUUUGGAGGGUUGUUCACUUCGCAGAUUUGAUUUUAUUAGGGUGUAUAUAUUUAAAUGAAUGUAUUUUAUUCUUUGGAAAACUGUAUGCGAUUUGGUUUGGUUUAGUUUAGGUGCUGGAUUCAGGGUGCUCUCUUGUCUAAGCUACAACUACAUCGCCCCCUAGUGACUGCAGUAGUUUACCACAGCCUUGGGAACUUUCUUCAGUCGUGCUCUGCUUCAUGGCACAAUGAUCUCUGGAGCAUGAGAGGAGUUUUGCAGACGUGACUGACGGUAAUUGACAAAGCAAAUAUUAAGUGUGUUUUGUAAAGCACACUGCACCCGGACGGGGUGACUUGGCAUUCUCUUGUAUUGAUUACAAGACCUGAUAUAUGAGUGUAAAUACAUAAUGGUGGUUUGGACUUGCUUUAAACACAUCACUCUGUGUUAAGCAAAUUUGAUCGUUCAUUUUUUUUAUGUUCAUUUCAUCUGACUUCUUGUAAAUCAAAACUGUAACUAAUGGAGACUGAGUAAGAUUGUUUGUGUGUAUAUACGUUCAGUUAAUGUGAAGUAAAUGACUGUGCAUUGGUUUGCACUUAGAUUAAGGUUUCUGUGCAUGAAGCUGGAGCCUCUGGCUCAGAAUGUCUGUUUGUCAGUUGAUUUGCUUUUUGCUUUUUCUUCAGUCUUAUUUCUGUAAGAAGUUUUAAAUAAAGGCUUUUUUUUCGGAA